This is a messenger RNA of Mytilus trossulus (common blue mussel), 4147 nucleotides long. Its product is annotated as F-actin-monooxygenase mical1-like. The record is from RefSeq and is a predicted model, not a curated record. Bases 179 to 3940 code for a protein of 1253 amino acids. The transcript is spliced from 22 exons. Gene Ontology annotation, molecular function: protein binding; FAD binding. Lineage: Eukaryota; Metazoa; Mollusca; Bivalvia; Mytilida; Mytilidae.
UGACUUUCUAUUUUUAAAUAGACUGGAAAACACCUACGGUUACAUGUCAUAUGCCUGUAUAUCCGAUAUAUUUGCCAAUAUCUAGGUCAUCAGUUUUUUGUCAUUGAGAGAGUUACCUUUGCAGUUGAUACACGUAUAUAUAAAAUCGAGUUUUGGAGACAUUCUGUCACACUAAACGAUGGAAGAAUUCAAAGUUUUUACAGAGGCGCACACUUGUAAGGAAACGUUAAAAGCUUUUGAGAAAUUAAGUGUUACACUUGGUUUAGACAAUGUACCUCAUGGAGAGUUUUUCGAUCAGCUUAGUUUUGGAUUGUCAAAAAACUGGAAGUUUAAAAGAUUCUUGGAUCAUCUGAAGAAUAAGUUUCAAGACACAGAAAAAGGAGAAGCUACAAAAGUACUAAUUGUUGGUGCAGGGCCAUGUGGACUACGGAUAGCCAUUGAGACUGCGUUUUUGGGAUGUAAAGUUGUUUUGAUAGACAAACGUGAUGCUUUUACAAGAAACAACGUUCUCCAUCUCUGGCCAUUUACAGUAACAGAUUUGAAGAAUAUAGGCAUAAAACAAUUCUUUGGACGGUUUUGUUGUGGAGAACUAGAUCAUAUAAGUAUCCGUCGCCUUCAGCUGAGUCUACUGAAAAUAGCGUUGGUGGUAGGAGUCGAGGUUCAUACUAAUGUGGAAUUUGAAGGCCUAAAAUGUCCACAGAAAAAUGGCGGUUUUGACCGAAAAGAAUUUCGAGGAAGACUCUCUAUUGCAAUUACUGCAAACUUUGUGAACUCAAACACUCCUGUUGAAAUGAAGGCAAAAGAGAUUGGUGGAGUGUCGUCCCAUUUCCACCAACAACUUUUUACAGAUCUGAAAACUAAAAAAAAGAUUCAUCUAGAAAACUUCGUGUAUUAUAAAGAUGAGACUCACUAUUUUGUAAUGACUGCAACAAAAGCAAGUUUAUUGCAGAGACGUGUUUUCAAAGAAGACUUUCCGGAUGCUUCACAGUUAAUGGAAAGAACGAACAUUGAUGUGCAAUCGUUGUUGGCGUAUGCAAAAGAUGCUGCAAACUUUUGUACUAACAAUGCAAUGGCUAAUAUCAAUUUUGCAAAGAACUCACGUGGAGUGGAUGAUGUUGCCAUGUUAGAUUUUUCAUCAAAAUUUGAAGCUGUAAAUGCAUCACAUAUCAUUGAGAGGAAUGGUAAAAAGCUACUGAUUGGACUGAUUGGUGACAGUCUAUUAGAGCCUUUUUGGCCACAAGGUACUGGGUGUGCACGUGGAUUUCUUGGAGCUUUUGAUACAGCAUGGAUGAUCAAGAAUUGGAAAAGUAUGAACGCGAAACCUCUAGAAAUCAUAGCUGAGAGAGAAUGUGUCUACAAAGUCUUAUCACAGACGACACCUAACAAUAUCAAGAAGAAAUACAGUGACUACACUAUAGAUCCAAAAUCAAGAUAUCCUUCCAUUAACCUGAAAGCUGUUACUGCCCAAAAAGCAAAACAGUUUUAUGAUGAUAUGCAAGACGAUUAUUUUGAAGACGUUGUUUCUCCGGCUAAAAAGAUUAAACGAACUGACGAAACAGUGGAAUUCAAUGAUCUACUUCAGUGGUGUCAGAAAGUGCUAAAACAACACACGCAUUUUGAUAUAAAAGAUCUGACUACUUCCUGGAGAAGCGGAUGUGAAAUCGGAUGUUUGAUCCAUGUUUUUCGUCCACAUUUAAUACAAAUAAAGAAUUUGGACCCAUCAGAUCGAUUCAAAACUAUGGAAAUAGUAGUUAACAUAGCACAACGAGAACUGGGAAUAUAUCCUGUUAUGAAAGUUUCAAAAAUGGUGAACUGUUCGUCUGAAAACGAGAUAGAAAUGGCAUUGUAUCUUACCCAGUUUCACCAACUGUUUAACGAAGAACAUAUUCCUGAGAGUAUAUCUUCUGAGAACAGAGGAAAAAGCAGUAACAUGACAGAAACAAAUAUUGUAAACCCAAGGGAAGGUAGAGUUGAAUUGUCAAUUGAGAAAGAAGACACUGUUGAAGAAGCUAAUGAUACUUGCUACAUUUGCAAUACGGAGUUAUUCAUGAUGGAAAGACUAAGUGUAGAAAGUGUGUUUUGUCAUCGCGCUUGUCUAAAAUGUGAACGAUGUCAUUGUGAAUUGAAUCUCGAAAACUAUAGAACACAAACAUCAUCAAAAGGAAGAGUGAGGUUUUUCUGUACAAAGCAUGCCGGACCAAAAGCAAAGUUUACACAAUCAAUCAGGAAGCGUCCAUCUCAAGUCUUGGAUUCAAUGAAUGAGCCCCAACCGCUUAAGGACAGAUCUAACAUAUCAGACAGCAGGAAAAGAGUACAAAAAAGCGCAGAAAAACCAAAAAUUCCACCAAGGCCAGACUUUUUAGCACGGAGAGUAACAUCGGCGUCAAUACGAAGAAAAGACUUCUAUAAUACAGCAGAUAAUAACAAAGAAGUAGAAACGGAGGAUAAAAUAUUUGAGCAUAAUUUUGGUGCAUCUGUUCGACGCGGAAUGGGUACAUUUAGCAUUAAACUACCAGAAGAUGACGAAGAUGAAGAUGCGAAGUCUUCAAGUGAGAGUAGUGAUGACGAUAUAGAAGAAAGACUUGAAGCUACACUAGGACCGAAUAUUGAUAAACAUUUGACAAUUAGAGAUGCUUCACAGUUAUGGCAAACAUUAAAAAGAGAUACAAAGCAACGCAGCAUUAUAAAGCAUUUACAGGAUAUAUCAGAUGAAACUGACGCAACACCGGAUCCAAGUCAUCAAAAACUAAAUAUGCGACCAAACAGAAGUGGUAAAGAACGUGAAACAAUUCAGGAGGAUGAAAACGAGGAAUUAGAAAGCACAAUCAACGCUGUCUCAGAAACUGACGGGUCUAAUAUACACCUACGCAAUGAAAAACAGUCUACAGAAAACAGAAAAUCGAGCAAAAACGAAGAAAUGUUAGAAAAAGCUAUUAAGGACUUAAACAGAGAAUCUAGGGAGUUUGAUGAUAGGCGGUUUAAAUUUUCUGCAACUUGUUAUCGACCUAAAAGCAGAGGAUUUGAAAAAGGUCCUGCAGCAAAUCAACUGACUAAAGGUAUCCAUCGUAGCAGACCACUGUUGAAGCGAUCCGACUCUGAUCAGACGGAAGUAAGGCAUGCUCAGCGUGUUCAACUUGCUGCCAGGAAGCUUGCGAUACAAAGGCAGCAAAACAAACUAUUCAUGGCUCAGGAGAUCAAACGGCAACUAGAAGAAGCAGAAGUAGAACUUUGUGACGUAGAACAACAAGGAGUUGAAAUAGAAAAGCAACUGAAAGAAAACACUGAAAUAUUGGAAGAGAAUAAACAAACUUUACGACGACAGCUGUGUUCAUUGUACACUCGGCGACAAAAAUUAUUACAGUAUGAAGCCGAAUUACAAUCAGCUAACGAUCAAUUUUUGCCACCAACUCGAAAAGAAGAAAUUAGUGAAAUAAGUCCGCGUAAUAGCUCUAGCGAGGAAGAAGAAUACGUUAUUGUUGAAAAGUCUGAAUCUCAAGCGUUUGGAAUUGACAAUGUCACAAAGAAGGCAAGUGACGAGGCAGUCGAAACAGACAAAAUGUUUGACAUGCAAAAUCCCUCGGAAAUAGUAAAUGACGUCAACGAAGUGGCUCCAAAAUUUAUCUCAACUGAUGUAAAAUCCACGCCUAAUAUCGCAUUCGACGGAAGUCAAUCCGAAGUUACUGGUGGAGAUAUUUUGUCUGCUGAAAUUGAAAAACUUACAUUUGUUGAUGAAUAUACAACUGGAACGCAGAAUUGGGAAUGUCCGUUCUGUACACUUUAUAAUGACGACACAAACAGCUUUUGUGAUGCUUGUGAAGCUUGGAAAUGUAGCAUGUGUACCUAUGUGAACGACACCAGGAAAAAGAAAUGUGAAAUGUGCUACAACAAUAAACCACAACAUGAUGUUCACCACAAUGAAAUUCGUGAAUCAGAUGCUUAGUGUUUCUUUACCUAAUGUCAUUAUACAAGAUGCGUCAUAGCGAACCGAUAAGCAUCAUUUGUGUGUCGGACUAACAUAUCUGUAUUUAUAUGACGAAUCAUUUGUGUAUAGGUUUUGUCAAAGUUAUGUGAAGUUAUGUGACGAGUAGUCAAUCAUUUGUAUCACUACAGUUGUCUUUCUUAUAUCAAUAAAAAUGCAUUAACCUUC